UCAUUUUUGCAAUGCAGGUUUAUUACUUCCGAGCCUCACAUGGCUGGAUCGCAGCGUCAGCGUGACCUUGCUGAACAUAUCGCAGAAAAUUGGAGGACGUAUGGGUUUGAUGCAGUAGAAAUGCCGGAGUACAAAGUGCCACUCUCUCUCCCUCAGGAGAACAAUCCAAACAAAGUAGAAGUUGUUGUGAACGGGACUAUCGCUCAUACAAUUACAGGGAAAAUUAAGGUAGGAGGUCUACUGGAGAUUGACAAUUACCAUGGGCUUUUCUUGGAUAGUACAUACAUGCGAAAAAACAAAACAAAACAAACAAGUAACUCGUUACACCUUAAAAUUAGCGUGUGUGUUCUCCGUACUGCUCUUUGCACAUUGCCUUUUAUGAACGACGGCUUGGGCAACGCGAAGCGGCGAGAGGUCUACAAGGGGUUUAACACUGCGUGAUCCCCUGCAAACGUUUUCCCGGGUUGCGGGAAUGUCUAGCAGUUUUAAUAAGUAGAACCGCCUCGAACGCUACUCACAGCGAGUAUCGCCAUUUUUUUCAUUGUUUUUGCAGGCAAAACCUGAGCCUACUGCAACGAAAGCAUUUGACCAUUUUCCGUAUUUUGCUUACUCACCAAACGGAACUGUUGAGGGUGAACUUGUAUACAUUAAUAAAGGAUCUAAGGCUGACAUCGCUCUUCUCAACCAUAACAAUGUGUCUUUAACAAACAAAAUUGUCAUCGCAAGAGGAAUUCAAGCACAGGUAAGUGAUAAAUAUUUUUUUCGACCUCGUGGUUAAAAUCGCUAAAACAAAAGCCUUUUUGUCAGGUAACGUACUAAAGACCACGUCCAAUCAAAAAUUAAUUCUCAGAAAUAAAACUUGUUUCAGGUGAUUUUUAAGGGACAAACACUAAAAGUUGUAAUUUAUUUGAUAGUUUAUGGGAAUAAUCUGAUGUUAUAUCAUGCAAUGCCCAUUUCUUUACGUUAAUAUUCUAAAAUAUAUUUCCACAUUCAUAAAAGAUUCACCUGGCGGCCAGACUUGGUGCUGUUGGAGCACUAAUAUUUCCAGACGUGCACUCAUCCAGACCAAAUAAUACCUACCCUUACACAUCAAAGAUCUCUGGUGACGCUGUAUUCGAAAAAACAGUGGCCACAAAUUGGGGUGACUCGCGCACUCCCGAAAUUCCAUCUAUUGACGGGUUGUACCGAGGUGCCAGAAAUAUGACUGCUUUCGGAAUAAUACCAUCACAGCCCAUCUCCUACAACGAUGCUCUGGUAUUGCUGAAACAGCUUCGAGGUUAGAGAAACGGUAUUUAAAUAAAGAAACUAACUGUGCAUCGUCUCUAGGAAGGUGACUGGUAAAUGUAUAUUUUGUCUAAAUAGAACUUUCACUAGGAUACCCACCUUUUUUUCAAAUUCAAAUUUAGUUCUUGAGGUAACACAAAUAAUGAAGAAAAGAGAAAAAGACAACAUUUUUGGUGUAUUGUUAAUCCCUUUUGGAGUUAUUAAAAUUUUGAUCACCGGUCACAAGCAUUUAUGUUAGCGAAAACUUUUCUUCCACUUUGUUUUUGAAGCUCGUACGUGACCUCCUUAAUGCAGUGAUUUUCAAAACGCCCUCUGUUUUUAUUAGGUCUUGUUUAGUUUUGUUUGUUUUUGUUAUUGUUGUUGUUUUUAUGCGAAUGAAUGUUUUCUUUCCCUUUCCAUCCUGAUUUCAAUUGGAGAAAAUCAUUUUCAUUCGGUUUUAUGAAAAAUCUUAAGGUUUUGUUUGAUUUGCAGGGAAUCCUGUUCCCAGAGAUUGGCAAGGAGCUCUAAAAUUUUCUUUUGGAUUUGGUCCUGGUUUUCGGACGCCUAACAGCACCGCGCGACUUCAUGUUAAUAACGCAGUAGAAAUAAAAUCCAUUUAUAAUGUUAUUGGAACAAUUUAUGGUCGUGAGGAACCAGACAGAUACGUAUUAAUCGGCAGUCAUCGAGAUGCUUGGUUUUUGGGAGCCGCUGACCCUUCGAGUGGCACCGCAGCUCUAUUGGAAAUAUCGCGCGCUGUCAGCAAGAUGCUUCGAGAAGGAUGGAGACCUCGACGAACCUUGAAGUUCUGUAGUUGGGGGGCGGAGGAGUUUGGCCUGAUUGGCUCAAUAGAAUGGGUAGAACAAAAUCAGAAGAUUCUAUCCGAUAGAGCCGUUGUUUAUUUGAACACAGACGUGGCCGUUGGUGGCAAUUACGUAUUGGCAACCCAAAAUUGCCCCCUUCUCUCGACAGCCAUAUUUGAUUGGGCCAAGAAAGUCAGAGAUUCCAACGCACACGGGAAUAAAACAAGCCUGUAUGACAUAAUGGUGGAAAGAAUGCCUUCACCCAACAAUCCCAGCGAGCCCUAUGUUGUACCUUACUUUUUUCUCAGUGAUUACGUCCCUUUUUAUAUGUAUGUGGGGAUACCUUCCGCCGAUUUCAGCUAUUUCUAUGGGCCUGGAAUGGAACUGUACCCUGUCUAUCACACGCAAGAAGACAACUUUUACUGGAUGAAAACAUUCAUCGAUCCUAAGUUUGAGUUUCACGAGGCUGUUACAAAAUUUGAAGGAGGCUUACUGAUAGAACUGUCAGACAUCUCUAUUUUACCAUUCGAUGUCAAGCGUUACGCAAAUGCUCUACUAGCCGGCUAUAAAGUACUACCCGCAAAAAUGCAUAGCGAAACACUUCCGACUAAAUACAUUCAAAGAGCAAUUUAUGACUUUAUGAAUGCCAGCCACACUUUCGAACGAGCCAAGUCAAAAAUUAAUCUGAAAACUGCUGAUCCAUUGCGCGUGCGCAUGGUCAAUGAUCAAAUGGUGCAAAUUGAGAAGGCUUUCAUCAGUUCUUCGACGCUUUCCGAAAGUUUUAUAUCCCGACACUUGUUUUCGCGCACAGCUUUACCUUUCCCAGGGGUGUCCCAGGCAUAUAAAGAAGGAGACAUAAAUGAAGUGAAAAAGCAGAUGACGUUAGUGGCGGAAGCCAUCUCUUCUGCAACGAAAAUCUUACAGCUGCCACCUCCUGCCUAA
Messenger RNA from Pocillopora meandrina, 3005 nucleotides. Lineage: Eukaryota; Metazoa; Cnidaria; Anthozoa; Scleractinia; Pocilloporidae. The record is from the annotation of a GenBank genome assembly.